AUGGAAUGUUAUGGAUGCAAUUCCGAGUGUAGUAGAUGUGUUCGACAGUCAAAGUCGCUUGAAGAGUUGAUUUCAGAACUUUACAAUGGAUUAUUCCAGACAGAGCCACCAAAGGCUGUACCUGAUCUCCCAGGAUAUUAUUCCAAUAAUCAAUAUGUUGGGCGUAGAUCUGGUGCAGCUGCCAAUCCACAUUACAGACCUUCUGGUAUGGACAUAUCAUAUGGUUGCUGUGAGACGGACAUGAAAUAUGAAACACCCAAUUUUACGAGAAUUAAUAACAACAACUAUACCUUGGUUCAUUUGAGGGGAAGAUAUCAAUUUGUUCCUGUUGGAAAGUGCAGAUCCAGCUUGUCAUGUAGUCAUGGAGAAUGCGUACAGAAAUAUCGUGCUCAUUGGGUACUCGUUUACAAUAACUCAGAGGUCCAUGCCGGACCACCUGUCAGUUUUGUCCCAAUCAAAGUGCAUUCUCAUUGCGAAUGUCUGAAUAUCGGUCGCCCCUCUGGAUGA
Molecule: messenger RNA, 507 nt
Organism: Lottia gigantea (owl limpet)
Lineage: Eukaryota; Metazoa; Mollusca; Gastropoda; Lottiidae
Exons: 3
Coding region: 1-507 (168 amino acids)
Source: RefSeq, a predicted model, not a curated record